UGCCAAUACCAUUUCUGUGCCCAUAAAUUUGCUUUUGGGAUGAUUGUUCUGACUUAACCUUCUAACAGGGAAUUGUGUUAUAAAUGUGGUUUUUUUAAUUUCUUCAAAAUCCAAAUCAAUUCGCAAACAUGCCGACUUAUGAAAUGCCACUAUUAUUACGAGUCAUGAAACAGCCAGAAUGUGUAGCCACUUUAAAGAGAGUGACAAAUGCAAUAUUCGAAACAGGUGGUUUUAUUAGGAAAAUUGAAAAUUGGGGAGAAAGAGAACUUCCCAUGAAGGCGUCGAGUCACGGAAAACAUUAUAAAGUAGCCCAUCAGUUUCUUAUUUGCUUUGAUAUUCCACCAUCAACAUUACACAAUGUGCGUGAUGAAUUUAAGAGAGACAUAGAUAUUAUUAGAUCCAAUGUAUAUAUACAAACUCCACCUCAUCCAGAGGAUCUAGUAUGCACAUUACAUGAAGAACUAUUACCUGCACCUUACAGGCCUAGUGUACUGAAGUUAUUAGAUAUGGCCGCAAAACGAAAGAAUAAUCGAAAACAGAAAUUUAAUUAUGGCAGUGUUGAAUAUUAUCCUUUCUUAAAAUAAGUGAAUUACUCAUUGUUAUUUAUCAUAUGAUAUAGUACUUUGUAUAUGCCAUUCAGAAAUAAAGCAUUUAAAAAUAG
This is a messenger RNA of Hylaeus volcanicus, 661 nucleotides long. It is a transcript of the gene mRpS6, whose product is annotated as probable 28S ribosomal protein S6, mitochondrial. The coding region runs from base 129 to 584 and encodes 151 amino acids. The transcript is spliced from 4 exons. Gene Ontology annotation, molecular function: small ribosomal subunit rRNA binding; structural constituent of ribosome. Gene Ontology annotation, biological process: translation. The record is from RefSeq and is a predicted model, not a curated record. Gene Ontology annotation, cellular component: mitochondrial small ribosomal subunit; ribosome. Lineage: Eukaryota; Metazoa; Arthropoda; Insecta; Hymenoptera; Colletidae.